AUGGCAGGUUCCAUCCAAAACAUAGUGGCAACUCCGCUACAUGCUGUUGCCGAGUCGAACAUUGCUCUUGCCCAUUUGAACUUUGAUUUCUCACUGGUCAAAGUCGAGGCGCCUGCCGAACUUCAACCCGUGGGAAGACAGCUUUCUCAAGCCCGGCGACAGUCUGCGGAAGACGGGUCAUUUCAUAUUCUGGCCCGGCGCCUAGGUGUGCUAUUCGAUGAUGUUCUGCCGGACGUACCACUACUAUUGGAGGCGUAUGGGACUCGUGCUAGUGAAAUAGCCCAAGAGACUUCCCAGAAAUUACACCAACCGAGAAACAUCGUGGAUGGGUUCUUUGGAACUCAUCUAGGCAUUGAUAGCACGACAAUAUGGGCUAGUGCAACUAGUGGCAGGUCGGUACUUCGCAUUCAUCUUCUCGCAUGUUUUUUGGCCCGCAUCUGGACUCAUCAGGAAGCAACGGGGGUUUGGAAAGAUAUUGUAGAACAUCGUCAGGCAAUGAUUAGAAGACAAGCUCAAUCAUCUGAAAUUAUGGAUAACUACUUGGCGCAAUUAGCUGCCGCCCAUGAAAUCGAUGAAGCGCUACUAGCAAGCUGGGAUUCCAGUGCUCGAGCCUGGUUACAAAUUGCAGACCAAGCGAAGAAGAAAGAGCAGAUCCAGGUGCAGUUAAUUGUCAACAACCGUUCAGUGGCAGUAAAGGACCAAGAAGCUUCCGAUGACCAGCCAUCUCCGAAGCCAAACAGCUAUGACAGUGUUAUGUCUAACUUUAACCGCGCCCUGACUGCGAUGGAAAGCUUGAUCAAGGGGGAGCCCCAAAGAAUAACAGACGCGGGAAUCAUGCUCGGCUUAACCUCGUGGCAUCUCUACCCGGAUUUGGUAGUACUUACAUCAAGUACAAAGGAGAUAUCCCAGAAAGAUCAACUGGUGAAGGAAGGUGGAAUCGUCACUAUUGCAAUCGCUCCUGAAACUGGCCCGCGUGCAGAUGGAGUAUAUUGGUCUUUGCCACUGGCGAGUCUUCGUUACUACGGCACUGUUACGCGAGAACGAUCGACUAUGCAUGACUCCAGAAUCUCAGUGGAGCAACUACAGGCCUUAGCACUUGGUGCUUCUUUGGGCUCCUAUGAUAAUGCAGUUUCUGCUGCAAAAUUCAUAGGGUCACUCUGGAGACUCUUUCAUUAUAUAUACCAACUCAAAUUGCAUCAGAUCGCCGAGAAACCACUGGAGCUUCCCGAGGACUUAUCACGGUAUAGUGUGGUUGACCUCAUCGACGAUCGGGAGUCGCUUAGGUCAAUCAUGAAACUGCUACAACUGAUGUUCCCCCUCAGAGAUGGCAUCGAAUUGCUGCUCUCGGAUGACUCUGGAGAGAGACAGAUCGCAAUGCAACUCUUGCGAUACGGCACCAACUAUGGAAGAUCCUGGCUUGGAAACGAUGCAAGCUCAUUGUCGGUGUUCCUUUGUCUAACCCAUCUGCAACCCCUGCUCGGAAUGAUCGGAUACUCUGGUGAACGAAUCAAUAUUCUUCGCACGCUAUGCUCCAAGCAUCAGCUCAACCCGUCUGAAUAUGUGAUUCGCUUCCGAACUCGGCACAACUCGUGGGCAUUCUCGCCUAUAUUACACAACCAUCCCGUAGGUGUUCAUGGUGGCAUGAAAAGGAAGCGGGAUGAAUAUGAGGCAUCAGAUGCAGAUAUUAUUGAGUGCGUCGAAGUCCCACCAGGAGAGGACUGGAUUUGCAUUGGUACGCCAGCGACAUCGAGGGAACAUGCUGUUCCAACCAGCGCACCUGUUGCCUUCGAGGACAUAUUUGCAGAGCUUAUGGAAGACAAUCCGCAGACCAGAGAAUCCGUUCUAUUUGACUUUGUGUUCGGUGAUCAUAACCUCGCAGCCGUUUACAGAAGGCGAACCAUCCAGUCACCACCAAGUAAUAAGCCACUUCCGAACACAGUUCCAUUGUCAAUGGUCCAAGAUCUGCUUGAUAAAAAUGCUUUGAUGCCCGAGAAGGUGGCCGAAUACAUAUUGGACCGGUUCGGGUCGACACAAGCUCUUCAUGAGAACUCACUUCUCGCUCUUGGACGGGUAAUAGACUACUACAAACACUACUUGCCUCAGGUUACGGUAUCUAUGAGCGUCAUAAAGAGCCCUGUGACCUCGUGGAAAUGGGUCCCAUCAUUGUUGCACCCGCUUGAUCUAUCAGCCUCUCUCGCCACGCAGCAAGCUCGCGAAGGAUCUAUUCCUAGCUCCGUUUAUUUGAGUUUACUAUCUCGAGAACAUGCAUUUGCAGCAAUCCUCCAGUUCGAGUCCGGUAUAAUCAGCCUGGAUACCCCAGACCUUGCAACGGUGUUUGCAAUUUCUAGUGGCAACUCACUUUUUAUUGCGAAGCAACUACUAUACGAUCCUACUCCAGCAGAUAGAAUUGCGCCCUAUGCUGUUUCUCAUGCCAUCGGAAAUGUGGGGAAACCGGGCAUUGCUAUCCUCGUUUCCCCGCCCGAACUGGAGAUACGAGAACACACGCUUGAGCGGUGGCGCCUUGUCAACCAUCAUCCAUUUGAUGGAAACCCAGUGGGUGGAAGAUUUGACGGUACAUCGCUGCAUUUGUCAUUUACUGGAUGGGAUGGGCCUGUGAGCUUGGAUUCAACCAGCUACAGAACCAUGGAAGCCUACUAUCUUCAAACAACCAUCUCCGUCAAUGAUGGCGGGGAGUGGGUGGGAGAUGUGGAUAUCCUCAAAGGACUGACUGAUGUUCAGUUCCUAGCUUAUCCUUCUUUCUCAAGAGGAUCAUGCAAUCACGAUUCUAGCUUCCAGACAGCCCUAUUAAAAUCGGCCGGAAUGGUGUCUAUCGAUUGUUGGGAGGAGAUUUUGGAUCCCCCUGAAGGUGUUCUCGUGCUCCGUUCGACACCGGUAACAUCUAAUGACUCCAGGAAGUGGCAAUGGAUGGUUCGAUUAGCCGCUAUAAGCAUGGCGUCUUCCAAGGGAUACAAAUGCUUCUGUUUACCUCUAGAUAGAGACAUUUGCUGGACCUGUAUUGUCGGACAGAUAGGCAUUGACGGAGGGAAGCAACUUGUCGUGUGCUAA
Molecule: messenger RNA, 3066 nt
Organism: Aspergillus luchuensis
Lineage: Eukaryota; Fungi; Ascomycota; Eurotiomycetes; Eurotiales; Aspergillaceae
Exons: 1
Coding region: 1-3066 (1021 amino acids)
Source: RefSeq, a predicted model, not a curated record